Molecule: messenger RNA, 2337 nt
Organism: Tachysurus fulvidraco (yellow catfish)
Lineage: Eukaryota; Metazoa; Chordata; Actinopteri; Siluriformes; Bagridae
Gene: ddx5
Product: DEAD (Asp-Glu-Ala-Asp) box helicase 5
Exons: 13
Coding region: 142-2019 (625 amino acids)
Biological process (GO): alternative mRNA splicing, via spliceosome
Cellular component (GO): ribonucleoprotein complex; nucleus; cytoplasm
Molecular function (GO): RNA helicase activity; RNA binding; ATP binding
Source: RefSeq, a predicted model, not a curated record
AAGGAGGGUCUGUUGCUACCGGCAUUGAGGACGCCAUCGUUGCCGGUAUAGGAAGGAUUGGGGCAUUAAAAAUAAGCACAUAAUAGCGUUUUAAUUUAAUUUGUUUUAUUUAUUUAGAGUACUAACUUGAAACUGAACAAAAUGCCCGGAUAUUCCGACAGAGACCGCAGUCGCGACAGAAAUUAUGGCAGCAGUUACAGCAGUGGACCCCCGCGGUUUGGUGGAAGUCGAGGUGGUCCUCCGCCUGGGAAGAAGUUUGGCAGUCCAGGAGACAGACUGCGUAAGAAACACUGGAACCUGGACGAGCUGCCCAAAUUCGAGAAGAACUUUUACCAAGAGCACCCAGAUAUAGCCCACAGAUCAUCACAGGAAGUGGAGCAAUACAGGAGGAGCAAAGAGAUCACCGUGAAAGGGAGAGACUGUCCCAAGCCGACAAUCAGGUUUCAUGAGGCCAAUUUUCCCUCCUAUGUUAUGGACGUGAUCAAUAAACAGAACUGGACUGAUCCAACUCCAAUCCAAGCUCAGGGGUGGCCACUGGCACUAAGUGGCAAAGAUAUGGUUGGCAUUGCUCAGACUGGAUCUGGAAAAACUCUUUCAUAUCUGCUUCCUGCUAUUGUGCACAUAAACCACCAACCAUUCCUGGAGCGUGGAGAUGGACCUAUUUGCCUUGUGUUGGCUCCCACUCGUGAGUUAGCCCAACAAGUCCAGCAGGUCGCAGUAGACUAUGGAAAAGCUUCUCGUCUCAAGUCCACCUGUAUCUAUGGAGGAGCUCCCAAAGGACCACAGAUCCGUGACCUAGAGAGGGGGGUUGAGAUUUGCAUUGCAACUCCAGGGAGGCUUAUAGACUUCCUUGAAGCUGGAAAGACAAACCUGCGCAGAUGCACAUAUCUUGUCCUGGAUGAGGCUGACAGAAUGCUGGAUAUGGGAUUUGAACCUCAGAUCCGUAAAAUCGUUGACCAGAUUAGGCCAGACAGACAGACUCUGAUGUGGAGUGCUACCUGGCCCAAAGAGGUGCGUCAGCUGGCUGAGGACUUCUUGAAGGAUUAUGUCCAGAUCAAUGUGGGAGCUCUGCAGCUCAGUGCCAACCACAACAUCCUGCAGAUAGUGGAUGUAUGUAAUGAUGGAGAGAAAGAAGACAAGUUACUGCGCCUGCUUGAGGAGAUCAUGAGCGAAAAGGAGAACAAGACCAUCAUCUUUGUGGAAACUAAGAGGAGAUGUGAUGACCUCACGAGGAGGAUGCGUAGGGAUGGAUGGCCUGCGAUGGGUAUACACGGAGACAAAAGCCAGCAGGAGAGAGACUGGGUGCUUAAUGAAUUCAAGUUUGGUAAAGCACCUAUUCUCAUUGCUACCGACGUGGCGUCAAGAGGUCUAGAUGUUGAGGAUGUCAAGUUUGUGAUUAAUUUCGAUUAUCCCAACAACUCUGAGGACUACAUCCACCGCAUUGGCCGCACGGCACGCAGCCAGAAAACCGGAACAGCCUACACCUUCUUCACACCUAACAACUUUAAACAAGCGCAAGACCUCGUCUCUGUCCUCCGUGAAGCCAACCAGGCAAUCAAUCCCAAGCUCAUUCAGAUGGCAGAAGACAGAGGAGGUCGUUCAAGGGGCGGUCGAGGUGGCGGGUAUAGAGACGAUCGCCGCGAUCGUUACUCUGGAGGCAGACGGGACUAUAACUACGGCCAAGACAGUCGCAGCAGCGAUUGCAGUUACGACAACGGACCAAAGAAAGCCUUCAGUAACAAGACACAGAACGGUGCAGCGUACAGUAAUGGGGCCAGUAAUUACAAUGGAAACAGCAAUAAUGGCUUCAGUGGUGCUUACAAUGGACGGUCCAACUUUAAUGGCAAUCAGGCUGGUGGUUUUGGAAAUCAGGCUUUCCAGAACAAGCAGUUUGAAGCCAACCAGGGAACUGCUCUGAAUGGUGCGAACCACAAUGCACAGUUUCCCUUCAACCCUCAGCAGCAGCUGCCAUUACAGCCCAUGAUGCCCUUUUCCAUGCCCCCUCCUAACUUUCCUUAGAUAAACUUGUGCACACCUGCAUACGCACAGUAUAAUUUAUUGCCUUGCGUAACUUCUAUAUUUUGUGACUGUUAAUGUUCCCCAUCGAACAGGAUUUAAAAUGACUUCUAUUCCAUCUUUGUCCUAAAGUCUGCAGUGCAGCAGCAGUGAUGGUGCACUUUUGUGGAUUUUUUUUUUUUUUUUUUAUAUAUAUUCCAUUACUCAUACUUUUUUCGCUACUUUUUGUAUUAGUUUCAUCCAUUCUUAAAAUUUACACCUGUAAAUUUUCAGAUAUUAUUCUGGGCCAUUACACGGCUCUUAAAUAAAACAAAAAACCCA